This is a messenger RNA of Hermetia illucens (black soldier fly), 1314 nucleotides long. RefSeq names its product ran-binding protein 3 (gene RanBP3). The transcript has 6 exons. NCBI's taxonomy places the organism in Eukaryota, Metazoa, Arthropoda, Insecta, Diptera, Stratiomyidae. The record is from RefSeq and is a predicted model, not a curated record. Gene Ontology annotation, biological process: protein export from nucleus. Gene Ontology annotation, cellular component: nuclear pore; cytoplasm. Gene Ontology annotation, molecular function: GTPase activator activity. The coding region runs from base 186 to 1223 and encodes 345 amino acids.
UCGUUUCCUAUGCGCGUGUACAACGCGACCUCCAAUAAUGCUUCAGUUUGGCAGCACUCGAACGUGCUAUCGCUGUCUCUGCUUUUCUCUCGUCUUCCGUGGUUUUCCUUCCACUCACUGCACACUUUUGACGUUUAUUGUUUUUAAAACGUUUAGAGUCGGAUAGUUCGACGCAGUCGCCGACGAUGCUCCGCAAAUCCGAGUUAAGUGAUCCGGUUAGAGUUGGAAUGCUGCGUCCAUCAUUGUUCAAGACACAAGUCGUCGGCUCGGCAGGCUCAUCGAGCGGCGGCAGCAGUGGCGAUGACUUAACGAAACCAUCGAGUACGGCGGAUCCUGGCAAUAUAUUCCUGAAGGUUUUCGACGAGGAAGAUGGCAACGAAAGCAAGCGGGAGGCCACCGCCGAGGAAAAGAAAGAGGACUCCACGAAUAUUUUAAAAAAGAAUUGCCCAAACAUGUCGACCGUGGCUGCAACCACCAUUCCAUUGUCGGAUAAUUCAAGUUUUGUUUUUGGGCAGAAUAUUCACGAACGAGUUCUUGGGGAAAAUAUUCAAAAGCCAUCAUCAUCAGCUGAUUCUACUGCGGGAGCAAGUGCUGCGCCAAGUUCAUCCUCCGAUACAGGAUUGCUUUUUUCAAGUGCAUUAAAUAACGUGAAUAACGAUGGAGCAAAAUCUAGUACCCCAAAAGAAACGGACAGCAAGAGUUUGUCAGAAGUUGCUCGUGUCUACGAGGAAAGUCGGGCGCAAAAGCGGAAAUACGAUGAAGUGGAAACUUUUACCGGCGAAGAAGAGGAAAUUAAUAUUGUAGAAUUCAAUUGCAAACUCUUUGCAUUCAUAAAUGGUAACUGGGAAGAACGGGGUCGAGGUAUGCUGCGAUUGAAUGAUGCUAAGGACAGCAGUUGUUCACGUGUCGUGUUUCGUACCUCUGGAAAUUUACGUUUGCUGGUGAAUACUAAGAUAUGGCCGGAAAUGGUAUUACAACGACCAAGUCAAAAAUCGCUUCGUAUCACAGCAAUGGAUAAUAUGAACCAAAUAAAGAUAUUUCUCAUAAUGUCUCGGCCGGACGAUAUUACCCUCAUGCACGAUGCCCUCUUGGAACGAAUCAAUUCAUGUAAGAGAAAUAGCAAUGAGAAAAAUGAACAGAAUGGUGAUUCUAGCAGCUCGAAUGGCAAUAAAGAUUGUGAGGAUGAACCGAGUCCGAAAAAACCUACUCUAGUUGAUAAUUAGAUUUUAUUUGUGUAUCUUCUUUAAUAAAAAAAGAAUAAAACUUAAGAAGUAAUUCAGUAAUUUGUAUAUACAAUAUAUUUGGUAUACCUUC